Molecule: messenger RNA, 3035 nt
Organism: Nematostella vectensis (starlet sea anemone)
Lineage: Eukaryota; Metazoa; Cnidaria; Anthozoa; Actiniaria; Edwardsiidae
Product: soluble guanylate cyclase 88E
Exons: 8
Coding region: 477-2765 (762 amino acids)
Biological process (GO): nitric oxide-cGMP-mediated signaling; response to oxygen levels; cGMP biosynthetic process
Cellular component (GO): guanylate cyclase complex, soluble
Molecular function (GO): guanylate cyclase activity; oxygen sensor activity; heme binding
Source: RefSeq, a predicted model, not a curated record
ACUUACGAAAAGUCAGACCAUUUACUUACUGUUAAUUUAUGCUAUAGCUGCGGGAAUUGAUUAAUUUUUGUUUGCAGUUGUCACUAAUUAAACCUAGUCCGCGUGAGAGACUGUUCGAGGCUGUUUAGAGUGCGGUCCAUCGACCUUCGUUCGUACUGCAUUACCAUACGGUGUUGUUACACAACACACAAGGCUCAGCGUGACGAGUUGUGUACAGAUGGACGCGGCUCUAUUCAUAUGUGCCGGAUUAUAGCAAAGACUUUAACGAUAACUCCACAGUAUUAACUGCCUCAGGUGCGGAGAACUUCCCCAUGCCGUUUUUACAGCCGGGUAAAUCCGUUGUGUUUGUGGUUUCGAAGAUACCGCGUAACGUGACAAUGGAUAAGUCGCUAAGCGUAAAUAUAUGGCCUGCUACUUGAACACAAAUUCGGGAUCAUCAGGGACUAUUUUACUGUCCCGUCUGUUUUUAUCUAGACAUGGUGUACGGUCUUUUACUUGAAAAUGUCAGCAGUCUAUUGACCAGCCGAUAUGGCGAAGAUACUUGGCACAAAAUCCGCGAGAAUGCCGGCGUUCAACAACACACUUUUGCUAUACACAAUAUUUAUUCGGACUCGAUAUUUCAGCGGCUAGUGAGUUCAGCUGAGGAAAUCACUGGCGAGGACCGUAACAGCCUACUCGAGUCAACUGGCGCUCUUUUUGUAUCGUUCAUCGGACAAUUCGGAUACGACAAAAUAUUACGGAUUCUCGGACGACACAUUCGCGAUUUUUUAAAUGGCCUCGAUAACCUUCAUGAAUUUAUGCGAUUUACGUACCCCAAGUUAAAAGCGCCGUCAUUUCAUUGUAGCGAAGAAACGGAGCGCGGAAUGAAACUCCACUAUCGUUCAUCGCGUAAGGGAUUUCUUUAUUAUGUAGUAGGACAGAUUAGGGAAGUCGGGAAAAUGUUCUAUGAUCAACAAAUUGAGGUGGAAGUUCUCGAGCAGCACGAGAGUAAGGAAGGCUUUGUGGCUGUCAUGCAAUUGUAUUUUGACAACAGAGCUUUCAUCUCCGCUCGCAAGCGACCUAAACGUCACUCAGUCAUUUCUCUUGGUGGCGAAACGGAUAGUUUGAGUAUCCACAUAGAUGUCUUCUACGAGGUUUUCCCCUUCCAUGUUGUCUAUGACAAAUCCAUGACCAUCACGAGUGUCGGAUCGAGUUUGGAAGCUGUGCUGCCAAAUCUGGUUGGUUGUAAAAUCACAGACGAAUUCUCACUCAUCAGGCCGUUUCUGGACUUCUCCUGGGAAAGUGUAUUUGUUCACACAAAUGUAGUUUUCGAGCUGCAGUCACGAAGCAAGGCACUGAGCAUGCGCAAGAAUGGCAAGGUGCAAAAUGGCUUAUUGAUGGGUUGCCCAAUAAUGGACGCGCUUGGUGAAGGCGUCAAUGGUAACCAUGACAACAACCACAACGUGACCGAGUUUGACAGCAGAAUUCACCUCAAGGGUCAGAUGAUGUACAUCGACGAGUGGAAGGCAAUGGCUUACCUAGCCACGCCCAUCAUUCAGAACCUUGACGUGAUGUGUCGCAUAGGGCUGUUUAUAAAUGAUCUGAGCAUGCACGACUCCAGUAGAGACCUGGUGCUCGCCGGAACUCAGCAGUCCGCAGAACUGAAACUCGCCCUGGAUCAGGAAGUGCAAAAGAGCGCCAAACUUGAAGAAAGCAUGCGUGAACUGGAUAACGAGAAGCUUCGUACGGACGCUCUUCUCUACCAAAUGAUUCCCAAAACAGUGGCAGACCGACUGCGUAAAGGCGAACCCGCACUCAACACAUGCGAGACGUUCUCGAAUGUGACGAUCCUGUUCAGUGACGUCGUUGGUUUCACCACCAUCUGCUCCCUCAUCGCGCCAAUGCAGGUUGUCACCAUGUUAAACUGCAUGUACACAACCUUCGACAAACUAAGCGAGAAGCACAAUGUUUAUAAGGUGGAGACCAUCGGCGAUGCGUACAUGGUGGUCAGCGGUAUCCCCGAACGCACCAAAUACCACGCCGAGCACGUGGCAGACAUGGCGCUGAACAUGCUGUCGGCCAUGCCCGAGAUCGAGGAUCCCGCGGGACUGAACGAACACUUGAGGAUACGAAUAGGGAUACACACCGGUACGGUGGUGGCGGGCGUGGUCGGCCUAAAGAUGCCGCGGUACUGUCUCUUUGGUGACACCGUCAACACUGCGUCUAGAAUGGAGUCUACAGGACUGGCAAUGGCUAUUCACGUUAGCGAAGACACUCAGAAAUUUCUUGCAAAAGCAAAUUACGCGCUAAAGCAGCGAGGAAGCAUGGAUAUCAAGGGUAAGGGAGGCAUGAAGACAUACUGGUUACUUGGACACUUGGACGGCUCAUUCUCCCGCGAGAGGAGCGCGUAUUCGCGGUCACAAAUGGCAUCAAGAGAAAGUAGCACGGAAGACUUCAUGCUUGGAAGCUCAUUCAAUUCUCGCGUCUCUAUGAAUCCCGUAGACCUGCCUGCAGGCGACCAUAUAAGCGCGCCCGAUUCAGAGGGGAUGCCUGUGGCGUACUACGGUCACUGUCCCCACACCCCUCGGGGCACGCAGGACGGAAUGCGCGUUCGCUGGGAUGAUGUGGAAGUAAAACAAUCGCCAAAAGAGAGUCAGAACAACGAUGUUAAAAAAGUGAGGGAGGUUAAACCUUUCAUUGCGAAACCGAGACAAGAGGAGAAAGAGAUCAGACCCCCAGCCAAGUCACGUGGUCUGGUCAUGACGUCUUACUGUACAGUUCUAUGAUAAGCAACGGUUACGGUUAAUUAAAUGUGUUGCGUAGUGAUUAAAUCGUGUACAUUUUGUAUAUAUAUCCGGGGGUCCUUAGAUACUAUUUAACAAUAAUUAGAUCGUGUACAUUUUGUAUAUAUAUCCGAGGGUCCUUAGAUACUAUUUAACAAUAAUAAGUAAAAAUGUCAUUCGCAUAUUAUUGCGAAUCCUGUGAGCUGAUUGGUUCGCUUGUUGAUUUGAAACUACAUGGCGAUUUACCAAGAAAAAAGGACAUCUUAACUGCAA